AUGUACUGGCCGUUGCUCGUGACGCUAAUUUCGUUCGUCUGCAUCUUUUGCGUAAAAUAAAUGUGAAAUAUAAUUUUUUUUCAAAAAUUUCAAGUUCAGCAAAAAAGGAAACAAAGACAAAUAUCCGUAGAUGAUUCAAAAAGUGCUUCGAAACGUGAGUUUUGUCAGAGAAGUCAUAAAAUCAUUCAUCUGAAUUUCGUCUCCAUGUAUUCUGAUCGCGCCGGGGAAUGGAAAGAAAUGGAGACGUGUUAAAAUGAAAUAAAAAAGCCGAAUGGACUACUCGGACCUCGAUAACGGAAAACGGACGCUUUUUGGAUUUUCUGAGCAACUUUAGGGAUCUUUUUAGCGACGUCAUCUUACUUAAGUGGUUACUUGGAAUGCUCCGAAACGUCCGGAGCGCGUCCAGUUUGCGUUAUUCCAAAGUCCGAGUGCACAAAAAUCAUUCCAUUGAUUCAAAAUUGGAAUGUUUCCGGGUUCUCUGAAGUUCAUUAUAGAUAGAAAAUUAGAAGGAAUUCAUCAUUUAGUGACAAUCAAUACAUAAAAGUAAUAUCUGCAUUAUUUUCUGUCUCAAGUUUUUUGAGCGCUCUAAUUCCCACAGAACACUUUUUUUCAUUUUGAGGCGGCGUUUCGGGAAAAACAGGGCAAUCGCCGAAAUCGCGAACGCCCACCGGAAAGUCGCCAAAGGUUACAGGUGGAGCUGAUCCUUGGAAAGACUUCAAGUUGAAGGAGAAUAAGGACAAUGUCGAGAGAUUUUGAAUUCCCUAGUAACUAAAUGGAUUUCAGUCGUUUAUGGAUGAUGAUGAUGAUGACGAGAAUCCGUUAGCAAAAAAAGUCGGUUUUUUUGAAUUUAAAAAAAUAAAAAAAAUAAUUUCGGUUUCAGAAGGCCUCCGCCGGCCAAAACCAAACAAAGUGGUCAGUUAAAGAUUCAAAUUUGGAAUCGCACUUUUUUUUCAAAAUGAGUGGCAUUUUGGCUUCUAAUUAGCCUUUAUAAAAAUCUAAAAAGACUCAAAAAAUAAUUUUGACUUAAGAAAUUUUGAAAAUGACUCACAACUCAUUAUAUUCCUUUUCCUCUUGAAAUAAUAAUAACCCUGAAAAUUUACGAAUUUCAGAUCAGAACAGGAGCCAACACGGCUCUGCUCAGACCCGAUGAGAAGCGAAAUGGAAAUUCGGUUUAUGUUCGUACUAAAGCAAAAAAAAAAGAUGCGAUCGAAAAAUUUUACAGCAAUUCGAUUUGACAAAACCUGCGAGCGAGGGUAACAAAAAGGAGCAGGAAAAGAAAAAAAUAAGUAUUGAUAUUACCGGACCAAAACCAAAAGCAGCCAAAAAUGAGGUUGGUCUUUAUGUUUGUUUUUAUUAAACCUUGUUUCCUUUUGAAAAACAGUUUGUUCUUACAUUUAAAAUCGAGAACGAAAAUAAAAAAAAGCUCUAAAAAUAGGUUUUAUCGAAAAUUCGAAUCAAAAAAAAAGUAGUCCUCUAUCUCCCAAAAAUAACUGUUUCCAAAUACUUCCUUUUUUAAGUGGUGACUUGAUUUUUCGAACUCGGGCACAUAAUCAGUAAUUUUAGAACAGUUUUCAAGACGGAAAAAGCCAUGUUUGUCUGAAAUUACUAAUGAAAAAGGCUCUACAAUCUUUUAAAGUUCCAAAAAACGUUUCCUCUCAAUCAAAUCGUGGGGAGUUUGACCAGUAGGAGGCUCAAAGGUGAAUGAAAGCUAGAAGGUUUUGAGAAGACCUUGGAAAGGUAUUCAGAAGGUAGUUGGAAGAUUUUGGAAGGUAAGAAUUGGAAACGCCUGCCAGAAGCCUUCCAGCAGGCUUUUGGAAGAUAACUAGAGGUGUUGGGAAGCUGUGUGGAAGGCUUUUGACCAGCUGCUGGAAAGCUUUCAAACGCCUUUCGAGGAACCGAGAGCAGGAGCUUCUCAAUUUUUACCUGAAGAAGUAGCUUGGAAAGUUUCCACCACGUGGCUAGAAGCGUUCCAUACAGCUUCACCAUUUUUUACUUAUCCGCUAGAAGCCUUCCAGGAGGCAGAAUUUUUCAUUUUUUACCUUCCAUCUUAUCGGCAAAAGUUGGGAAGCUUCUGCUUUCGCUUCCUCGGAAGAGGUUUGGAAGCCUUCCAGCAAGUAGUCAAACGCCUUACAUAUAGCUUCCUAACACUUGCUCCUUAAAAAAGCCUUCCAAAAGCAUUCGAGGCUUCUGGCAGGUAUUCACCAUUUUCACCUUCAAAAUACCUUCCAGGUGGCUUCUGAAGACUCAAACUUCCAUUCACCUUCCAACCUCCUACCAUUUACCCUCCCAAAACCUCCCGGACUUGCCCGGUCCUACUAGUUCGCAACCAAAAAUGCCUCAUUCAAGGGCCUGAGAGAGACCUACGGCGCGAAAAGUGAGGCUACGGCGACUACUAUGGCUAACACGGCCAUGAAUCCAGUCUCCGCGAAUACCGUCUUGAAUACAAUGCAAUCAAAGUUAAAAUAACCAAAGUAUUCUCAAGGUUUGUUCCAAUCAUCGACACAAACCCAAAGCUUACACUUUCAGUUCCAUGA
Messenger RNA from Caenorhabditis auriculariae, 2534 nucleotides. The record is from the annotation of a GenBank genome assembly. Lineage: Eukaryota; Metazoa; Nematoda; Chromadorea; Rhabditida; Rhabditidae.